Messenger RNA from Drosophila montana, 1626 nucleotides. RefSeq lists its product as uncharacterized. Bases 62 to 1402 code for a protein of 446 amino acids. The record is from RefSeq and is a predicted model, not a curated record. The transcript is spliced from 4 exons. NCBI's taxonomy places the organism in Eukaryota, Metazoa, Arthropoda, Insecta, Diptera, Drosophilidae.
UCUAACGACUAGUUGUACGGUAUUCACGAAGCCGAGCGGUUCUCGAAAAUACUCUCUGAUAAUGGCGUUGAACGUUGAUAGAGAAGUCGAGUGGCUGACCACUUCAAUCUUGCCAGAGAUUCUAAAAAACGGACGUCUUGUGGACAAUUACAGCGAGUCACAGCUGAGCACAGUCAAGGUGGGGGACAUCAAAAUCGCCGUAAUCGGACCUGAAGAGGCGUUUAUGAUGACUCAAUGCUACCGAGCGACAGUUAAUUUUGAAUAUGCAGGCGAGGCGCAGCAGAGAAAAUUUGUUGUUAAGAAAACGCCAGAGAUACCGCCAGACGUUUACAAUGAUGCACAGUUCGAUGUUCUAUUCCACAACGAAGUUAGUUUCUACACCGAGAUACUACCUCUUAUUCUAAAGCUGAGCAAUGGCAAGUUUGCUGCACCCAAGUACUAUCACAGCGAGAUAAAACCGAACUUCGGUCUGCUCAUCCUGGGGGAUUUUUCAGCAGAUGGCUGGAGUGUGACAAAGGACAGAUUUGGCCUGAGUCUGGAGCACACUCGCAUUGCAGUUAAGUACUUGGGCAGAUUUCAUGGAUUUGGCUAUGCAAUGAAACACAGCCAGAAAGAGCGCUUCGAGCAGCUAACUCGUCAUUUCAGGGAAUCUCGUUACGCCAACGAUGUUAUCUUUCCCGAGUUUGAAUUAGUUGGAAAGACUGCACUAAAACGUGUUGCCAAGGCAACGACCACUUACCAUCCAGAAGUGGACAAAGACUUUGUCAAAAAGUUUCAGCAAACUGUGUGGGACUCUGUGGGCUAUGGACGUCAGCGUGUAGCGCCCAAGGAGCCACUCUCUAUCCUCUGCCACGGUGACUACCUGAGAAACAAUGUGGCUUACAAGUACGAUACGGACAAUAGUGGCACUCCCCUGGAUAUAAUGAUGUUUGACUAUCAGACAAUGCGUUUGUCCUCGCCCAUGAUCGACCUCACAACAUUCCUGGCCAAUUCUGUGCUCGCGGAUGUGCGUCAUAAGCAUUUCGGUAGUAUUUUCGAUGAUUAUUGCACUGCGCUCUUUGAGAGUUACACAAAGCACUCAGAUGGGAAACUUCCGGAAUUUUUGAAUCGCGAGAAUUUGCUGAAGGAGUACAUUCGCUUUUUGCCGUAUUCACUAAGUAUUUCGGCAUUCUUCCUAAUGAUGCUAGUCGAGCCUCCAACAUUGACGAUCGCAGAAAUGCUUGCCCUCCAGAAAUCAGAGGACGAAAUCAUACAGGAGGCUAUGUCGCAGGGCGGUGAAUUAGUCGAUCGUGAGAUUGCCCACCAAAUGAAGGAAAUGUUUGACCUGAGCCGCUUGCACAACGUUCAAAUCGAUGAAGAUAUUGAUAGCAGUAAAUGGAUUAAUAGUGUCGAAUUUGAAUAGAUAUUAACUCACGAAAUCUAGUCCGAAAAACUGUGAACUAGCAAAAAUAGAUUUCCAUUGGCAAUGCCUUUUGAUAUCUAUACCUGCUGCUUCGCUUAUAUACAUAUGUAUAGAUAAUUGGUGAUUGUCUUUUUAAAGGUGUGUAUAUCAAAAUAUGUUAUCAAUUAGAUAUGUUGUCCCAAAUUAGGGUUUAAUAAAUAAAUAUUUUUGUAAGUGUGUAUGUA